CAGUGGCGCACAGUGGCGCACAGUGGCGCGCGGUGUGCCGAGUGAGCAAUUGGUGUUCGACGUAGACCGUCGGCUCGGUUUUCCGCGUGGUCCUGUAUAUUCGGUUCGAAAUUUUGAACAGUUUUUUCGAGAAAGAAUGGGCCUGCUUUCCGAGGGAAGUCCUCUCGACUGGGAAGAGACGAAACGCCUAACCGACCACGUCCGCCGCCAUGGAGUUAUCCAAUUUAUUAACCUCUACAAGCGACUACGCGAUAGACAGGGCGACGUGCUCAAAUGGGGAGACGAGGUGGAGUACAUGUUGGUCAAAUUUGAUGACGAAGCGAAAACCGCAAAACUUAGUUUGCAUGCCAUGGAAAGAUUAGCGACCUUGAACGAGAAGGAGCACAGGGACCCAUUAAGUGUUAAGUCAUUAUGGAGACCCGAGUACGGCGCCUAUAUGUUGGAGGGAACUCCGGGAAAGCCUUACGGCGGCCUCCUGGCGCAUUUCAACGUGGUAGAGGCGAAUAUGCGAUACAGGAGACAAGAGGCAUCGAUGGUACUCCCUCCGGGCGAAGUUCUUAUGUCGUUGACCAGCUUUCCGAGGUUAGGAUCGUCCAAUUUUACCGAUCCUGCAGCUAAUCCUACACCGAACUCUGGUGCAUCGAGGAGCCUCUUUUUCCCGGACGAGGCCAUUUAUCCUGGCCAUCCACGGUUCAAAACCCUGACAAGGAACAUCAGACAGCGGCGUGGGGAAAAGGUGGCGAUUAACAUUCCAAUUUUCAAGGACUUGAACGUUCCUCGACCCUUCAGGGAGAGUCUGGCCGAGCUGGGCGACGACGGUUCCAGUCAAAAGGCUGCAAAGGAAGAUCACGUUUACAUGGACGCCAUGGGUUUCGGGAUGGGAUGUUGCUGCCUCCAACUGACGUUCCAAGCCUGCAACAUUCAGGAAGCCCGGACCCUGUACGACCAGCUCACACCGAUGUGCCCGAUAAUGUUGGCCCUAACAGCCGCCAGUCCUUUCCAUAGGGGUUACGUGACCGACGUCGACUGUCGGUGGAACGUAAUCUCCUGCUCCGUCGACUGCAGGACCGCCGAAGAGCGGGGCUUGAAGCCCCUCCGCGAGAACAAGUUUCGCAUCGGCAAGUCCAGGUACGACUCCAUCGACUCCUACCUGAGCACCCAGGGGGAACGUUACAACGACGUGCCGUUGACCUACGACGAAGAGAUAUACAAACAGCUGUUGGACAACGGUAUCGACAGGCUGCUGGCACAGCACGUGGCGCACCUCUUCAUCAGGGACACGGUGUCUCUCUUUUUGGAGAAGGUGAACCAGAACGACCUGGAGGACAUCGACCACUUCGAGAAUAUCCAGUCGACGAAUUGGCAGACGAUGCGAUUCAAGCCUCCACCGCCGAAUUCCGCGAUCGGCUGGCGAGUCGAGUUCCGGCCCUGCGAGGUACAGAUCACGGACUUCGAGAACGCCGCGAUCGUUUGCUUCGUCGUCCUCCUGACCAGAGUCAUCCUCAGCUACAAGUUGAAUCUCCUGAUACCGAUCAGCAAGGUCGACGAGAACAUGGCGAGGGCGCAAAAGAAGGACGCGGUCAAGGCCGAGAGAUUCUGGUUCCGGCGAGACAUAACUUCUGCCGCAAAACCAGAAGAGGACGGCGAGUCCGAGUACGCGGAGUUCACGAUCGACGAGAUCAUUAACGGGAAGGAUUCCCUGUUUCCGGGGUUGAUACCGCUGAUCAAUUCCUACCUGACCGGCAUGGACGUGGACGCGGACACGCAUUGCACCGUCCAGCGUUACAUGAAGCUGAUACAGAGGCGGGCCUCUGGGGAACUCUUGACGACCGCUGCGUGGCUAAGGAAAGAGGUCACCACGCAUCCAGAUUACAAGAAAGACGCGGUUAUAACCGAGCGCAUCAACUAUGACUUGUUGAAGACCGUCUGUAGGAUCCAGACGAACGAGCUCCUGUGCCCGGAACUACUCGGGCUGUGCACCUCGUCGAGGACCACCGAGACGAUCCCGGCGGCGGUCGCGAAGGCGGAAAAAUGCCCGCCGACCGAUUGCUGAGAUAUCGCGCGCGACUCGGCCAUUCCACCUUUUACUUUCUCCUGGAUUCGUUUUCUUUCAAGUAUUACCGCAAGUGUUGGGUCCCGCCAGAGGCGCCGGUGUCCGGAGGAUACGAUUUUCUUGUACAUACGCGCGCUACGUUUCCACGUAAUUCGAAUUGGUCUCCCCGUAAGCGAUUGUCGGUACUUGUACCUACGCUGCCCUCCGAGUAGGGAGGCUGAGCCUCGGUGCACGGAGCAUACUUAUAUACGGGGUAAUUCGUUGAUUGGAAAAAUCGCGGAAGAUUUAGGGCAAGGGCUGGAUCAUGGGGCGCGACUAAGAACCGCGAUCGCCACGAAGGACCGUGGAAACGAUCGGAAAUUGCGAAUCUAGGGUUUGGUCUAGUUUUCCUCUAUCACCGUGGACGCGUCUCGUGGUACUUUCGAUGCUAAUCGUUGCCGAGGAUAUCCUUUGACGGCAAUCUGGUAAGCCAGGAGGCUGUGCCACCGAGAACGGAUGCAUUUCUCCUAAUUGCGACGUUUUCCGCCGCAGAGCCGUGGGACUUAGGGAAGUUUAUAACGUAUUAUGUUUCUUCAAGCUUUUGUAUUUUUUUUAAAGGCUAGCGUAAGGGCCGACGCGACGCUCUCGCGGCGCGUUAGCCGUCAUUUUGGUGCUUCGUUUUCUCGAUAGGCUUCGCUCGCUCGCUCGUUUAUACCACGUACAAAACAAGAUGUAUAAUCAACCCUCGUCGGCCGACGCGUGACUUGUUAUUUUCACUUUUAUUAAAACUGUACAGCAUCUGUGAGGAA
Molecule: messenger RNA, 2841 nt
Organism: Orussus abietinus
Lineage: Eukaryota; Metazoa; Arthropoda; Insecta; Hymenoptera; Orussidae
Gene: Gclc
Product: glutamate--cysteine ligase catalytic subunit
Exons: 9
Coding region: 137-2053 (638 amino acids)
Biological process (GO): glutathione biosynthetic process
Cellular component (GO): glutamate-cysteine ligase complex
Molecular function (GO): glutamate-cysteine ligase activity
Source: RefSeq, a predicted model, not a curated record